Molecule: messenger RNA, 721 nt
Organism: Xiphophorus maculatus (southern platyfish)
Lineage: Eukaryota; Metazoa; Chordata; Actinopteri; Cyprinodontiformes; Poeciliidae
Gene: mrps12
Product: mitochondrial ribosomal protein S12
Exons: 3
Coding region: 230-658 (142 amino acids)
Biological process (GO): translation
Cellular component (GO): ribosome; small ribosomal subunit
Molecular function (GO): structural constituent of ribosome
Source: RefSeq, a predicted model, not a curated record
UUGUCGUUAAACGCACCGGAAGCGCUUCUUUACCCUAUGAAGGACAUCCUGUCAUUCGCGCUGCAGCGUGAUGUCCGUCAUUUAAGUGUUAAAUGAAAUGUUUUUAUCAGGUUCUGGAUUCUAAGUAGUGUUCGGUUCGGACGGGUUGUUCCGGAUCAUCUGAGCAGGUUUGUAGCUUUAGACGAAGAAAACAUCGGAGUUCCGCACCGGAAAGCUAACAGUUUCAGGAAUGUCCCUCUGGAGCCUCAGACCGGCGCUGGAGCUGCUGAUCCACGCGACCCGGCUCUCCUCCUCCUGGACCGGGCCGCUCCUCUCCAGAACCAUGGCCACUCUCAACCAGAUGCACCGCCAGGGGAAGCCCAAGGUUCCCCCUAAAACUCUGGGCGCCACGUUCGGCCGGCCGCAGCUCAAAGCCGUCGUCCUGAAGACGAUGAUCCGGAAGCCCAAGAAGCCCAACUCGGCCAACAGGAAGUGCGCCCGCGUGCGGCUGUCCAACGGGAAGGAGGCGGUGGUGUUCAUCCCCGGGGAGGGACACAACCUGCAGGAGCACAACGUGGUUCUGGUGCAGGGGGGCAGGACCCAGGACCUGCCCGGAGUCAAACUCACUGUGGUUCGAGGAAAAUAUGACUGCGCUCAUGUGGUGAAGAAGAAGCAGUAGCUGAGGCUCACACUGCUGUUUGAUUAUAGAUGAUCAAUAAAAACUGUUUGGUUCCAAACUUGA